Messenger RNA from Gossypium arboreum, 435 nucleotides. Its product is annotated as NEDD8-conjugating enzyme Ubc12-like. The record is from RefSeq and is a predicted model, not a curated record. The coding region runs from base 1 to 435 and encodes 144 amino acids. The transcript is spliced from 5 exons. Lineage: Eukaryota; Viridiplantae; Streptophyta; Magnoliopsida; Malvales; Malvaceae.
AUGAUUCAGCUGUUCAAAGUAAAGGAAAGCCACAAAGUUCUUGCUCAAAAUUCAAAUUGCGAAGCCCCUACCGAAAAGCAAUCUGCAGGAGAGUUGCGUUUACACAAUGACAUUACUGAGCUGAACCUACCUAAUUGUUGUACCAUAUCAUUUCCUAAUGGAAAGGAUGAUCUCAUGAACUUUGAGGUUACAAUUUCACCUGAAGACGGCUGUUACGUUGGUGGAGCAUUCAAAUUCUCCUUUCAGGUUUCUCCGGUGUAUCCCAAUGAUGCACCUAAAGUUAAAUGUAUACCCAAGGUGUAUCAUCCAAAUAUAGACUAUGAAGGAAACGUAUGCCUCAACAUAUUACUUGAAGAUUGGAAACUAGCGUUGAAUAUAAACACUAUAAUCUAUGGAUUAUACCAUCUUUUCACGAGUUUCGAAAUUACAAUCUAG